AUGAUCCAGGUGCUCAUGCAGGAGUUCGCUGAAGUGACGCUGAGUCCCAGCAGCUCUCAGUUCUUCAGAGGGACGUUCAUCUCUUUUAGCUGUGAGGACGACCACAGCUCGGCUGGAUGGACGCUGAGGACGAACACGAGCACAGGCAACAGGAAGGAGUGUGAAGACUGGGGGAGACAAGUUGCUUCUUCCUGUGUCAUCGACUUUGUCGUCUCAUCGGACAGUGGAGUUUACUGGUGUGAGUCCACAGAGGGAGGAGCAAGUAACUACGUCAACAUCACUGUGACUGAUGAUCCAGUGAUCCUGCAGAGUCCCGUCCUCCCGGUGGAUGAGGGAGAGGACGUCACUCUGAUCUGUAAAACUAAGACGCCGCCCUUCAACCUCUCGGCUGAUUUCUAUAAAGAUGGCACUUUUGUCAGGACGACGCCCACUGGUCACAUGACCAUCCACCUUGUCUCCAAGUCUGAUGAAGGAGCCUACAAGUGUGACAUCAGAGGCCGGGGAGAGUCUCCACCCGCCAGGCUGUUUGCCACAGUUCAAGAGGUCAAAGUCGUCCUCUUCGAACCCUCCCUCACCUUGUUAGUCAUCAUCCGCAUCGUGGUCAGCUCGCCAUACGUCGUCUCCACGCUGCUCCUGGUGUCCAUUUGCCGACAGAGGCACAAAGGCAUCAUGUGUAAAUCUGAGGGACCUGCAGAGCAGAACAGGUGUCAGAGGUGCAGAUGGUUGAGCUGCUCUCAGCGCUUCCUCUCACACAACAAAAUGGGACAAACAUGUGAGGUGAAGCUGCUCUUGCUGAUCUCAUCGCUCUGCUGCAGCUCGAACCAAGCUGAAGUGAAGCUGAGUCCCAGCAGAUCUCAGUUCUUCAGUACGGAGUUCGUCUCUUUUAGCUGUGAGGACGACCACAGCUCGGCUGGUUGGACGCUGAGGACGAACACGAGCACAGGCACCAGGAAGGAGUGUGAAGACUGGGGGAGACAAGCUGCUUCUUCCUGUGUCAUCGACUUUGUCGUCUCAUCGGACAGUGGAGUUUACUGGUGUGAGUCCACAGAGGGAGGAGCAAGUAACUACGUCAACAUCACCGUGACUGAUGAUCCAGUGAUCCUGCAGAGUCCCGUCCUCCCGGUGGAUGAGGGAGAGGACGUCACUCUGAUCUGUAAAACUAAGACGCCGCCCUUCAACCUCUCGGCUGAUUUCUAUAAAGAUGGCACUUUUGUUAGGACGACGCCCACAGGUCACAUGACCAUCCAACUUGUCUCCAAGUCUGAUGAAGGAGCCUACAAGUGUGACAUCAGAGGCCUGGGAGAGUCUCCACCCGCCUGGAUCAGCAUCACAGGUCAGGAGGUCAAAGUGCUGAUCUCAUCGCUCUGCUGCAGCUCGAACCAAGCUGAAGUGAAGCUGAGUCCCAGCAGCUCUCAGUUCUUCAGAGGGACGUCCGUCUCUUUUAGCUGUGAGGACGACCACAGCUCGGCUGGAUGGACGCUGAGGAGGAACACGAGCAGAGAGACCAGGAAGGAGUGUGAAGACUGGGGGAGACAAGUUGCUUCUUCCUGUGUCAUCGACAGAGUCGUCCCAUUGGACAGUGGAGUUUACUGGUGUGAGUCCACAGAGGGAGGAGCAAGUAACUACGUCAACAUCACUGUGACUGAUGAUCCAGUGAUCCUGCAGAGUCCCGUCCUCCCGGUGGAGACGGGAGACGACGUCACUCUGAUCUGUAAAACUAAGACGCCGCCCUUCAACCUCUCGGCUGAUUUCUAUAAAGAUGGCUCUUUUGUCAGGACGACGCCCACAGGUCACAUGACCAUCCAGCUUGUCUCCAAGUCUGAUGAAGGAGCCUACAAGUGUGACAUCAGAGGCCGGGGAGAGUCUCCACCCGCCUGGAUCAGCAUCACAGGUCAGGAGGUCAAAGGGACGCCGACCCCCACAUCUCUUCAAUCACCCUCCGUUACCUCCGUUACCUACGUUACCUACGUUACCUCCAUUACCUCCAUUACCUACGUUAUCCCACCCAUCGCUGUUUUGGUAAUUCUGGUUGUUCUGGUGCUACUGGUGAGAUGCGGCGUCCGGAGGAAACCUGAGGAAGAUCAACCAGAGACAGAGGUCAUUUACUCUUCACUGCGGACCAAGCAAUGACGACCUGCUGCUGCUUCACUGCCGCCAUCUUUAUUCCAUCACAGGAGGCGUGUCCUGAGUCAGUGUUUGAAUAAAGUUUCAAUAAAGCAACUAAAAU
This is a messenger RNA of Limanda limanda (common dab), 2227 nucleotides long. Its product is annotated as Fc receptor-like protein 5. The record is from RefSeq and is a predicted model, not a curated record. The transcript is spliced from 14 exons. Gene Ontology annotation, molecular function: transmembrane signaling receptor activity. Bases 1 to 2130 code for a protein of 709 amino acids. Lineage: Eukaryota; Metazoa; Chordata; Actinopteri; Pleuronectiformes; Pleuronectidae. Gene Ontology annotation, biological process: cell surface receptor signaling pathway.